Molecule: messenger RNA, 327 nt
Organism: Suillus paluster
Lineage: Eukaryota; Fungi; Basidiomycota; Agaricomycetes; Boletales; Suillaceae
Exons: 2
Coding region: 1-327 (108 amino acids)
Source: RefSeq, a predicted model, not a curated record
AUGGGGCGGAACGCAAAGCUGCACAAACGCAUCUCUAAUAAUGAAGUUGUGUCCUCUCAGAAAAAGAAGACACCCGCAUCAUCUACAUCACACCCUUCAUCCGGAUCACUCAGCACUGCUACUAGCAAUACAUCGAGUGCACAUACAAUAUCAUCGCACGUGCAAGCCGCAAGGAAACACGCCGAUCUUAAAUCAAAGUCGAAGUCAAAACCGUCAUCAAGCAAGGCCUCGGGAGAACAUGUUCUCGGAGGCGCGGAUUAUGUGACAUUACUUACGGGCGGCCGAAAGAAGGCUGCUGAAGAAGCUUUAAAGUUACCAAAAGACUGA